Molecule: messenger RNA, 1617 nt
Organism: Nematostella vectensis (starlet sea anemone)
Lineage: Eukaryota; Metazoa; Cnidaria; Anthozoa; Actiniaria; Edwardsiidae
Exons: 2
Coding region: 913-1473 (186 amino acids)
Source: RefSeq, a predicted model, not a curated record
UUACAUUUUAACAAUCAACAUUCGACUUGUUAUAAGUACUUGUGAGAAACACUUGUAGCUGAAUGUGAUUUUAUUUAUAACGAGAGUUAGCAAGAUUAUGUGAAAGUUUUCGGUCUAGUUUUUCGUUUCUGUUUAAGUCUCAUUUUAAACUUUUCGCUUAUCAGAUAUUCAGUGGUAACCCUGGCCAAUGGCUGAUCUACUCACUAAAGAGUUUACCAGUCCGCGCUUGCAAAGGGCUUUGACUCUAAACGCCAGCAUGGAGUCAGACCUGGCUAAAAAGCUUAAUAUAAUAGAAGACAAAAAGCACAGUUCGGAGAGAAACUUAAUUCAACGCCGGGAUGCAUUUCUCCGAAGACAGCAGAAAAGGUGGCCCAAGCUACUCCAAGUAAACAGCCUCGAAGAACAUAGAAGCACUGUGUGAAUGACGAUGAUCGUACUGGCCUUAGAAGAGCUUACUCCACCGGAUACCUAGACCAAGAGAGUCCAAGGGAACGCACUGGACCUCACAGGAAAGACCUUGAGCGCACAGAUCCCUUAUCCUUAUCUCCUAGACACGUGCGUCGAAGUCUACAAAUGAGUCCUUCAAUCUCGUACGAGUUUUCAUUGAAGGAACGAAAGCUGAGUGAUGGGUCCCGAGUCUGGCUAACAAGACCGCCAGCAGACAAGAAUUCAAACAGCCUGACGUUGCCUUCUAUUUCAAAUCGAUUGUAGAAAAGUGAGAAUAACCUGUCAGAGGUUUCGCUGAUACAAAAGCAAACAGCACCACACAAGCUGUCUCUCCCUAGUGUGGAAAAUUCACGGAGCCGAAGCAUCAACGAAGAGCUCCUCACAAGAGGCAACCAAACGCCGACUUUCUCACGACGGAAAAACGCGAAGCUAGCUCAUCCCGAGCUGGAACGAACUACACCCGAGAUGACCACGGCGAGUUCGCCACGAAUCGGGAGAUUGGGAAAGAGAAUAAGCAAACAAGAUAGCAAUGGCUCAACGGAGGGGACAAAACUGCCUGUGCCGAAGUCCGCGAGGCCCCGCUCGUCUUCUACGCCGAGUCUGUUCGAAUGUGACCCGGACUCCCCCCCUCUGAAAUCGGAUAAUCUGCGCAAGUUUCGUGCGGUUGUUAAAGCAGUGUUGCUAGUUAAAGACCUUGAGAACUGCCGGUACCUCAGCCCGAAAGACUCAGAUCUUAAAGAGGUGACAAUACCCAAUGUGUCAGCGGACAUCCUACAAGGGUACGCGCAAGACGACUUGUGCUCAGAUUUGAACUCGAGCUCUGAUUCGCUCGCACAGAUGUUUGAAGCGGUUAGGAAAUGCAGGUACCUCCGCAUGCCUUUGAGUUUAGAGGAAGAAAUGUACACGGAAGCACACCGUAACACGCCCCCACUCAUUAUCAUAGGACACACCAAAACUGUGUUUGCAGGGGUGGGCUUGGGCGAGGAAAAGGUGGAAAAAGUGUGGGAAGAGGGAGAGCCUGAGUAGCAACCAAUCAGCAUGCGUCAAUAAACAUGAAUACAACAUGGCUCCUCAAAAGUGAGAAAAUCCACAUACACAGACUCCAAUACAAGUUUUGCAGAUCGAAAUUGUUAAAAAAAAAGCGUUUGUCAUGUGGUGUUUUAAUGAUGA